This is a messenger RNA of Kalmanozyma brasiliensis GHG001, 16155 nucleotides long. Its product is annotated as ATPase, dynein-related, AAA domain protein. The record is from RefSeq and is a predicted model, not a curated record. Lineage: Eukaryota; Fungi; Basidiomycota; Ustilaginomycetes; Ustilaginales. Gene Ontology annotation, cellular component: preribosome, large subunit precursor; nucleus. The coding region runs from base 1 to 16155 and encodes 5384 amino acids. Gene Ontology annotation, molecular function: ATP binding; ATP hydrolysis activity. The transcript has 2 exons. Gene Ontology annotation, biological process: rRNA processing; ribosomal large subunit assembly.
AUGGGUCUCGUCAUCUUUGCGUCAACAGGUACCUCCCAGGGCGAGGCAUCGACCAGCCCAGCACGGCGCUCAGCACUGCACCUCGACCUUAACACCAGCUGCACCGUGUUGCUAGAUGAGCUGGCAGACCAGCCCGAGGCCGUGUCGAUACUGCAGGAUGCUAUCGCAGUACUCAAAACUGGCGGCGAAGCGGUAUCACCUACGCUCGACAGCCUCUCGAAGCUGCUCUUGUUUCCAACUUGCGCUCUGCCCGUUGCGUCCCAGCUCCGACCUAUACUCUUGGAUCUGUACAUCCGCAGCGUCAGACAAGCCCAAGCCUCAGACAGCACGGAAGCCCUCCUGAGGGCGCUGCACGCUUCUGCCAUCCUGGUCGGCAUCUUCCCUCACGACAUCUUCGAGCCGCUCAAGCGAUUCACCCAACAAGCCAGCUUCCUUGCCUUGCUCCAGUACCUCCCGACAGCGCAAGCACACGUGCAGCAUCAAGCGCUCUUGGAUCUCUGCAGGAUCGUUGCAGCGGCGCCAAAUGCGCUAACUGGCGAGAUUGGACAAUAUUUCGCCCUAUGGGCUCACCGCGUUACUCUCUCCUCGGAUGCUUCGGUUCGGCUCCCAACACGGUUGUUGGCUCUUCACUUCUUCGCCCUGCAGCAGGGCAUCAGCGAGGAAGGACGCCUUCAAUUGACGCACAAGUGCAUCGGUGCAGUCUCUGUCGGCUCGUCCGAUCUGUACAGUCACGACGCUAUGGCUGCUCUCGUCUUCGAACCGGCUGGAGUCAACGCAUGGACCAUCGAGGUGGAAGAGUUCUCGCGCAUCCAACGCGCUCGCGCUUCGGUCACAUCCCGCGCUGUAGCAUUCCUGCCAUCGCAUGAUGAAGCGAAGGGCUCAGAGAGCAAAGGGGUGACUCUCUCUCCUGACGCGCUCUCUUCCGAGGUAUGCUGCGUUGGUGGUGUGUUGCUUGCACGCUCCCCGCAGAGCAUCACGCUCGACGACUCAAUAUCACCGGAGGAUCGCUUCAUCGAAACCGCAGGCGUCACUCCUUCGUUGAGCGAGCUCGCCCUUCGCCUCAGCCUCAACUAUCCCAUCUUGCUCUCUGGUCCAGCCUCCAGCGGCAAGUCGAGCUUGAUUCGACAUCUCUCUCAGCUGCUCAAGGGUGCAGAAUCAGCCUCGACGGCAAGCCACCUCCUGUCCAUUCAGCUCGGCGACCAGUCUGGUAUCGACGCAAAGCAGCUCCUCGGCUCUUUCGUCUCGAGUCCCACAGAGCCAGGAAAAUUCGAAUGGACCGAAGGCGCACUCACACGCGCCGUGCGUCAAGGCAAAUGGGUCGUCCUGGAAGAUAUCGACAAGGCAGGAUCCGAGGUCCUCAGCACCGUAGCCAGACUCGUCGAGCAGCUGGGCCCAACGAAGGCACCCGGCACUCGCACCACCAUCGAUCUCGGCACUCGUGGCAAAAUCGCGGCAGGUGACGGAUUCGCUCUAUUCGCCACACGCUCCAUCACAUCCUCAGUCAGGAACGCAGCUUCUCCUUCCAGCGCCACCUUUCUCGGCAGCUCGCACUGGUCGGAAGUCGUCAUCGACUCACCAACUCAAAAGGAUGUCGACAGCAUUCUGAGGAACAAGUUUCCUCGUCUCGCACAUCAGCAGUCUCGCUUCGUCGAUCGCUUGGUCGCUACUUGGUACAAACUUCAACGCGCCACACAACCUUCAGCCGCGACUUCGCAUCCAAGCACCAAGGUCUCGGUCAGCACGGCCGGAAGCGUCCGCACUGCGACCUUGCGCGAUCUCAUCAAGUGGUGUCGCCGUGUCGAGCGUCUCCUCUCUUUGGACCUCGAGACGCUCUCUGAUCCGCUCAACAACCCCGUGCAGCAGGAAGAGAUCUUCAUCGAGGCUUGUGACAUCUUUCUCGGCUCCGUGCCAGAGGCCCAGAACAUGUCACAAACUUCAGCUGCGGGCGCCUCCCAGACCCCGAAGGUAGUCAAUGGCAAAAGCGCGGACCGCUACAGCGCACUCGUGGAGCUGCUCGCAGAAGAGCUCGGCUUGACCGGCGAGAGAGCAUGGUGGGCACUCAAGCAACGCCUUCCAGAGCUCUCCGUUCGGUCGUCAGAGUCCGUCCCAAAUCCUUCGUUGGACGCUGGCUCCAGUCUCAUUCGCGUCGGGCGCUGCGAGCUGUCGCGUCGUCGCUCCAAAGCUACAGCGAAACGCGCCGCGCCGGUCUCGAGAAAGUUUGCCAUGACCAAACCAUCUCUGCUUCUGCUCGAGAGGCUGACAGUGGCCACCGCUCUGGCUGAGCCUGUACUCCUCGUCGGCGAAACAGGCACGGGAAAGACAACGGUGGUCCAGCAUCUGGCUUCGCUCCUUGGUCAACCCAUGACAGCGCUCAACCUCAGCCAACAGACAGAAAGCGGUGACUUGCUAGGAGCUUUCAAGCCGCUCGAUCCCAAGAUUCCAGCCACCGAAUUGCACGACCAGUGGAGCUCACUCUUCGCUCGCACCUUCUCAUCUCGUCGCAAUGCUCGCUUCGUCGACGCCGAGCGCAAAGCUUUUGUCUCGGGCAAGUGGUCGCGCCUAGCCCAGCUCUGGCGCGAAUCGGCCAAGAUGGCGUCGCAACGGAAGAAGGAGUCCGCCAAGAAGGACGCUGACAUCACCACCGCUGACACGAACGGCCGCUCGGACUCUGGCUCGAGAAAGAAGCGCAAGACAGAGCAAGGUGCAACGGAAGGAUCGUCGGCUGAUGUCGACGACGCACGCGCAGAGGCGGACCUUGAUCGAGAAUGGGUCGAGCUCGACGCAAAGGCACGGGAUUUUGGCCUGCAGCAUGGCAGCAAGAAGAAGAAUCUCGUCUUUUCAUUCGUCGAAGGGCCUCUGGUCAAGGCGCUUCGCCAAGGUGACUGGAUCUUGCUCGAUGAGAUCAAUCUGGCCGCUGCCGAGACGCUCGACAGUCUCACGGGUCUUCUGCAAUCCCCGACAUCCAGCAUCACCCUCACGGAACGUGGCGACCUGGAGCCCAUUCCCAGGCAUCCCAACUUCCGUCUCUUCGCAUGCAUGAACCCUGCCACUGACGUUGGCAAGAAGGAUCUUCCAGCGAGUCUGAGGUCGCGCUUCACCGAGCUGUACGUGCCAAGCCCUGACGCGGACCGCGACGCCCUCACAGCUAUCGUGGAGAAGUACAUCGGCGAGCAUGCUCUUGGCGAUCGAGGUGCCGUUAUGGACGUGGCCGAGUGUUAUGCCGAGAUUCGACGUCUGGCGCAGCAGCACCAACUCGCAGACGGCGCCAACCAGCGACCUCACUUUUCCAUUCGAACGCUGUCCCGCGCCUUGACCUUUGCCACCGACAUUGCACCACAGUACGGCCUGCGUCGUAGUCUCUGGGAAGGCUUCAUCAUGGCUUUCACGCUCUUGCUUGACGAUGCAAGCGCGAGGGUGGUGCGGGCCAUCAUCGAGCGACACACCCUCACCAAGGCUAAGAACGCCCGCGCCAUCGCCACCUUCGUCCCUCCUGCACGUAAGGGCACGGAUGACGGCGACUUUGUUCAAGUCGGUCCAUUCUGGCUGCCAACAGGACCUGCGCCGCUCGACCCUGCCGAAGAUUACAUUCUCACGCCUUCCGUGCAGAGCAAGCUCGUUGGCCUCUCACGAGCGGCUUUGACGCGCCGCUUCCCCGUCCUCAUUCAAGGACCAACAUCAGCGGGCAAGACGAGUGCCGUUGAGUUCCUGGCUCGACGCACCGGCCAUCGUUUCGUUCGCAUCAACAAUCACGAGCACACCGACAUUCAGGAGUACAUUGGCUCUUACGCAUCGGAUCCUGACUCGGGCAAACUGAGCUUCCAGGAAGGCCUCCUCGUCAAGGCUUUGCGAAGGGGAGACUGGAUCGUCCUGGACGAGCUCAACUUGGCGCCCACCGACGUACUCGAGGCUCUCAACCGUCUCCUCGAUGAUAACCGCGAAUUGGUCAUUCCCGAAACCGGCGAAGUCGUCAAGCCUCAUCCGCACUUCAUGCUCUUCGCCACGCAGAAUCCUCCUGGUCUCUAUGCCGGGCGCAAGGUCCUCAGUCGCGCCUUCCGAAACCGAUUCCUGGAGAUCCAUUUCGAUGACGUCCCUCGAGCCGAGCUUGAGACGAUCUUGACCAAUCGAUGCAAGAUCGCUCCGUCUUACUCUUCGCGCAUCGUCGGCGUCUUCGAGGAGCUGCAGAAACGUCGUCAGGCUGGCCGUGUCUUUGAGACCAAGCAGGCCUUUGUGACGCUGCGUGACCUGUUCCGCUGGGGUAAUCGCGAGGCCGUGGGCUACCAGCAGCUUGCAGAGAAUGGCUACAUGCUCAUUGCAGAGCGAGCGCGUCGUCCCGACGACAAAGAGACCGUCAAGGAGGUCAUCGAGAAAAUCAUGCGUGUCAAGCUCGACGUCGAUCGCAUGUAUCUGCUUGAGGGCCCGGAGAGUGAAGCCACGCUGGCGCGUAUCGGCCAAGGACUUGGCAACUCUAUCCUCAAGACGUUGUCCAACACGAGCAUCGUCAGAACGUCCGCCUUCCAGCGAUUGCUGUGCCUUGUCGCCACGAGUCUGCGAUACAACGAGCCGGUGCUCCUCGUCGGAGAGACAGGUGCAGGCAAGACAUCCGUCUGCGAAGUGCUGGCACUUGCUUUCGGCCGCGAGCUGCACUGCGUCAACUGUCACCAGAACACCGAUACGGCGGAUUUGCUCGGUGGUCAGCGUCCUCUGCGCAACCGAGCCGCCCUGCAGAACUCGGCAAAGAUUGCCUGCAUCGAGGCCCUUGAUGCCCUGCAGAUCGCGCACGAGCUGACCCCAGAGAGCAAGCUCGAGGAUGUGUCCUCCUUCACCGAGUCGUUUCUUGCGAAAGAGGCCCGGCAGCUCACCGCGCUUCCGGAGGCGCAGAAGGACGAAGCUCGACAAGCGCUGCAAGAUGCACUGCGCGCUGUGUAUCAAGCAACGGCUCUGUUCGAAUGGCAGGACGGACCGCUUGUCCAAGCGAUGCGCGCCGGCGAUCACAUCUUGCUUGACGAGAUUUCUCUCGCCGACGAUAGCGUGCUGGAGCGUCUCAACAGUGUUCUCGAACCUGCAAGGACGCUGGUCCUGGCUGAGCGAGCGACUUCGUCCAGCCAGCUGAACUCGGAGUCGGAUCUGUCGGCGUCGCAGAUCACAGGCGCGGACGGCUUCCAAGUCCUCGCCACCAUGAAUCCUGGCGGUGACUACGGCAAAAAGGAGUUGUCGCCCGCUUUGCGCAACCGCUUCACUGAAAUCUGGGUCCCUCAUGUCGAUAUCCGUGCCGAUCUGAUUCAGAUCAUCAACGCACAGUGGAAAGACGCGAGUCUGUCGGCAUGGACGGAGCCCAUCAUCGAUUUCUCGGAUUGGUUCAUCCAUCAGAUUGGCGGUCGCGACCAGUCUGGUCUCGGUUUGCGCGACCUUCUCACAUGGGCUUCUUUCAUGAACGAGCUUGCCGUCAACGACCUCCUCGAUCUGGCUUUGGCUUUUGCUCAUGGCGCGUCUCUGACCAUCAUCGAUGGUCUUGGGGCUUUGCCCGCGACAGCCGCCAUGACAGCAGCAGGACUAAGUCAGCUGCGCGACCGCUGCCUCACUAAGGUAGCAGAGCUGAUUGCGCCGCAAGAGUACGACCCCAAGCUGUCCAGCCUGUUCGAGGUGGAAGUCUCAGACGAGCGACUUCGCAUCGGUCCCUUCAUGAUCUCUCGAGGAAGUCUGGGACUGGCUUCACAAGCGUCGUCUUUCAGCUUCGGAGCCAAGACAUCUGCAUCCAACGCAAUGCGAGUCCUCCGAGCGCUUUCGGUGCCAGGCAAGUCGGUGCUGCUUGAAGGCAGUCCGGGAGCAGGCAAGACGAGUCUGAUCACUGCUCUUGCUGCGGGAGCUGGUCGUCCGCUCACGCGUAUCAACUUGUCCGAUCAGACCGAGCUCGUGGAUCUGUUUGGCUCCGACAUGCCACUGGAAGGUGGUGGUCCUGGCGAGUUUGCCUGGCGCGAUGCCGCCUUCUUGACGGCCAUGCAGCAAGGCGAAUGGGUUUUGCUCGACGAGAUGAAUCUCGCGUCGCAGACCGUGCUCGAGGGUCUCAAUUCGUGUCUCGACCAUCGUGGAACCGUCUACGUCCCCGAACUCGGGCGCUCCUUCACCAAGCAUCCGAACUUCCGCAUCUUUGCGGCUCAGAACCCUCAUCAUCAGGGCGGCGGGAGGAAGGGUCUUCCGAAGUCAUUCCUCAACCGAUUCAUCAAGGUGCACAUCGAGGAGCUCACCGGCGAUGACAUUCUUGCCAUCAGCUCGCAUCUAUAUCCCAACUUCGACGUCGAUCGGCUGCAACAGAUGAUCCGUUUCAACUUCGAGCUUCACCACGAAGUUGUCGUCAGGCACUCCUUUGGCCGGAUCGGAGCGCCUUGGGAGUUCAAUCUGCGGGAUCUCAUGCGAUGGCUCGACCUGCUGCACACCGAUCUCGGUCUGAACAAGCUGGGCGAUCCGAUCGAGCAUCUUGCUUCGCUCUACGUCCUGCGCUUCCGCACUCCUGCUGAUCGCCAAGCAGCUCGCGAGCUGUAUCGCAAAGCCUUUGGCGUCAGCUCGCACAUCGACUCGCACAUUGUGCCGACGCUCACGCCCAGCCAGGUGCGAAUCGGACAUGCAGUGAUGCAGCGCAAGCCGUCGCUCAGUGCGGACAAGCAACGUCUCGUGCUGCUUCCCGGCCAGUUGCCCGCUCUUGAGGCUCUGAUCGACUGCGUGCACAAAGAGUGGCUGGCUAUUCUAGUUGGCCCCACAGGCAGCGCCAAGACGAGCAUCGUGCGACUGCUGGCCCAACUGGCAGGUGCGCGUCUGGAGGAGUUCCACAUGAACUCAGGCACCGACACCAUGGACCUGAUUGGCACGUUCGAACAGUACGACCCCCUCGCUCGAUCUCGCCACGUUCUCAGCACCCUGUUGCUCGAGAUGCAGCGAUGCUCCGAAGCCGUCGCUUCUCACAACACGGAUCGAUUUGCUGCUUUCACGGCCGCUCGCAACGUGCUUGAAGCUGUGACGCAGACUUCUGGAGCGGCUGUACUCCCCGAGAGCCUGUCUCAGGCCAUUGAGGCAGUGCAAGCUGCCGCCGGCCCGGUCGGCGGCGAAAGCCUGAAUGCUGCUAUCGAAGAAGCAUUGGCAGUGGCGACGCAAAUGGCGCAGAGCUCGGCAGACACGCAGAAGGCCACUGGAAGGUUCGAAUGGAUCGACGGACCGUUGCUCCGUGCGCUCCAAGAGGGCCACUGGCUCAUGCUCGACAACGCCAAUCUCUGCUCCGCAUCGGUGCUCGACCGGCUCAACUCGCUCUUCGAAGUCAAUGGCUCCUUGGUCAUCAGCGAGCGCGGCGUCGUGGACGGCAAGGUGCCAGUGGUGCGACCUCAUCCCAACUUCCGUGUCUUCAUGUGCCUGGACCCAAGGCACGGAGAGCUGUCACGAGCCAUGCGCAACCGUGGCAUCGAGAUUGCUCUCCUGCCACAGCAGAAGGCAGCGUCGAGCGAUGUCGAGAGACUCACGCAGCUCUGUGGUGGCGGUUCCACUUCGGCCGCUGUCACAUCGGCUCCCGCCCAAAGGGUGCUCAUGGACGUAUCGCUGCAUGCUCAGAUGCUGCAGCGUGGCCUCAACGAGAGCGAUGCGCUGGAGGCUGGCGAGAUGCUCGUAGCUCAGCACCGAGACGCGGCAAUUUGGACCUCCAGUCAGUUGACGCUCACCAACUCGUCGCUGGCAUCUUCCGCCCUACCUCUGUACCUCACAGAAGGCGAAGAGCGCGCGUCCGAGGCGGCAGCAUCUCUGCUAGUCCGUCUAAGCCCUCCAAAGGCCUUGAUGCUGACACGACAGGUGAUGGCCAGAUCCUCGCCCUCGGUCUCGAACGACACGUCCGCACUGCUGCAGGAACUUGUGUCGUCACCCGCACUCCUGCUUUCGUCGAUGCAGGUGUUGCAGCACUGCUUGGUCGACACGCAACGCAUCUCGCUGGGGCUGGCGGAUCACUUCGCUCUCGAUCUCCGCUACGACGACAAUGUGUUUCAACUGUUGGAAGCGCAAGGCGUACCGUCCCAAGCAGUGCACGUUCUGUUGGCUGCCAUGCUUCAACGAAUCGGAGCUCAAAAGAUUAUCGAAGGAGCGUCCGCCAAACGAGCCCAAGACCUCAGCAUCCUGGAAGGCUCGGCAAGGCUCAGCAGCACCGCCAUGGUGCAUGACGAAGACCAGGCUACCACCGCCGUGCGCAAUGUCUUCCCGUUGAUCAUCGCAGUGCACAGAAUGGUUCUUGCUGCCAUGCAGGGCGGACGCUCGGCAAUUUUGCCCGCUUCAGCGCUGCGCCAAGUUGCUCUCCUUCUGCGUUCUGCAGAGUAUAUGCAAAGUCUUUGCACGUCCACGGAGCUUGACUUUUCUUCCAUCCAGAUCCUCGUGCGGUUCAUGUCGGAUCUGCUGCGGGAGAUCAGCGCGGCUGGAGUCGAGAGCGACGCCAACCUGGUCGAGACCAUCGACUUGCUUGGCGGCUCUCUCCAGCUGACCUCGGGUAAGGCUCUCUUCCCCAUCUGGUCUCUUCUCGGCGCGGACGAAGGCGUUGCCGGAGAUCUGCUCAAGAACGCUCUCGAUGUGGCCGCCACUCUGUGCGCAGCAGGCAAGCAGUCGGCUGCGUCUUCCGAGCUGAGGGACUUGAUGCAGCUCGGAUGGCAGACGUUGAAGCUGCUCCGAUCAGCCGGCCAUAAAGCUGCUCAAGGUCCAGAUCAGCAUGCUGCUGGUACCACCACGACGGACAGGGCAGAGGCUACGCUUCUGAACCUGGCGGAAGUGUCGACCAAGACGCACGACCUUUUCAGUGGAGCACAAGCGUCCAGGAUGAAGCUCAUCGUUCAUCUGCUCGAGGCCCAUGCGUCGCCGUCCAUGCAGGCGGCUGCUGCGCCGUUCAAAGCGGCCUUGUGGGCUUCGGACCACGGCUCUGAACCUUCUAAAGCGCUGCUCGCCGACUUCUCCUGGAUGCGACGUCUCUGGCCAGUCGAAGUAGGCCAGACUUCGACAAGCGAUGGGCCUGCUAUCCUCUUGCGACCUUCUGCCUUGCAGACGUUGCUCGGGUCACGCUUCGGAACCAGAUCGCUUCUGGAGAAGUCGCUUCACGAUGCAUCGGUCGGCCGCAUGAUCAAGAGCGUUGGCGCCGCCUUGCCGGCAAGCUCAGCAUCUCGCGCAGACAAGCUCGUGGGCGCCUUGGUGCGCUUCGUCUGCAUUGUCUCCGAGACGCUGUACACCGCUGCUCUGAAGGACUUGCCGGAGCACGACCUUCCCACGGCCAAGCGCAUGCAAAGUCUGGAAGAGUGCAGCACAGUACUCAAGAGAGUGCUCGGAGGUACACAACGUCUCGCUGACAGCACCGCUGCUGCACUCACGGACUGGCUCGUCGUUCUUGAAGGCGAUUUGCUACCCGCCCUGUCGAACCCCAACGGAGGACAAGACGCACAGCUACUAGGACGCGCUUGGAUCUCGGUCGCUCUGAUCAUGCUGCAGCUCUACCUGCCCAAUGUUGCACUCGACCCGAUCGUCGCUCGCCGCACCAUGGCCGAAUUUGGGGACUUCUGCCGCGUCCAACUCGAAAGCGCCAUGGGACUCGAGAUCUACGCAGAGUCGAUCGUCACGGGUGGGACCGAGAACCGAGUCAUCCGCGACUUGCGAGCUCAGAUCGACGAGACCAGAGUGCAGCUCAAGACGCAAGGUGGUGACCGCGCUCAAGCGUGGCGCAAGCCCAACCUCAAGCUCCUGUCGCAAUUUUACCGCGAGACGUCGUCGUUCUUGCGCGAAGUCGUGACCGCCGAGCGAGUGGCCGAUCUUGUCCGUGCCUUGACGGACGAACCAUCCGAGCAGGCAGAGCAGCGAGAGGCGAGCUUGCAAGCCAGCGUGCUAUCGUUCGGCGAUCGACUCCGCAAGACAUUUGCCGAGCUCCGUGACAUGGUGGAGCCCAUCAUUGCGUCGCUGUUGCAGCUGCAGAUGGGUCUGCGUUUGGUGCGACAGGCUGCACGCAUCGCGUCUGCCCCUGUAGAUGUCCAGCAGCGUGGCACUAUCGUCGAGGCAUUGGUCACCUUCCCGACCGCACACAGCUCGAUCUUGCUCCGUCAGGCAGAUUUCACGGGUCAGCUGCAAGCGCGUUCCGACAUCUCCGCCUCGCUUCUCAUCGCCUCUACAACAUCGGUCGCGUACGACCACGCGAGUCUGGGCGUAAAUGUGCUCGAAAGUCCAGACACGCUGCGCAACAUCAGCCGCAGCUACGAGAGGAUCUUCCAGCUGUGGGCGCUCGACCGGGAGCGAGCAAAGCGCGAAGAGGAAGAAGCGGUCAGCUUGUACAAGUCGCGCAAGAUCGAAGAGUCGAUCGAGAUGGAUGCCGAGGCAGAGGAGAAGGAGUUCCACGCCCUGUUCCCAGAGUACGACGACGAUGUUCUGGACGGCCCACGACCCGUUGCUGGUGCCAACGGCCAAGAACAGUCGAAGCACAAGGGAAUGCUGCUGCCUCCGCCACGCUUUGCAACCGUCUUGAGCGCCCACCUGGCCAUCUUUGGACCGCCAUCGCGCAAGGCUGCCGCCGAUCUGUACCAGCAAGAGCGCGACAGUCUCGUGACCAAGCUCGUGCGCAAGCACCACGAGGACUGGCCCGAGGCCAUAGACCAAGUCGGCGCUGCUUUCGGUCUUUCAGCAGCCAUCGACGAUCAGCUCGCAUCGAGCCAGACAGCAAAGGACUUCAACUUCUACCUGGACGCCCGACCGGCUGAGGUCCGAAAGGCGACGGCAAUCAUCGAGGAGCUGCGAACCCGACUUGGCGUUCUGAUCCAAGAAUGGCCCGAGCAGAUGGUCUUGCAGCACAUCCGCGAUCGUUGUGAUGCUAUGCUGCGUCUCGAUGCUGCGAGUCCUGUGGCCAAGAUGCUGAGUGCGCUCGAGCAGCUGCUCACGCACACCGAGGACUGGGAGGGCUUUGCGAGCUCGCAGACGUCCAUCCAGGCAAACCGAGAGCGCAUCUCGGCUCAGAUCAUCGAGUGGAGGCGACUGGAGCUGUCAUGCUGGGCCGAGCUGCUCAACACGCAGGCACGCAACUUCGAGAACGAGCUUGGAGAGUGGUGGUUCCGCGUGUACGAGAUUCUCAUCCGCGGCACUCGAGCUGCUUCCGCCGACGGUGCUGAAUCGUUCAAGAGCCACGUCGAACAGCUCAUCGAUGCUGUUGAUCAGUUCGUCCGCUCCAGCCCGCUGGGUCAAUUCGAGUCGCGUCUGUCGCUCCUCGAGUCGUAUGGUCGCUUCAUCGACCACCUUGUCCGCUUGGCACCACCCAAGGAGAGCCAAGGUCUCAAGGAAGUCGGUAUGGUCUUGCAGAACGUCACUACGUUCUUCCGUCAAUUCGACGAACGCAUCUCUGGCACCCUGCAGAGUCAACGAGCGGUGCUGGAGAAGGACAUCAGGAGCUUCAUCAAGCUGGCCAGCUGGAAGGACAUUAACAUCCAUGCGCUGAAGCAGUCGGCACAGAAGACGCAUCGACAGCUGCACAAGACGCUGCGCAAGUUCCGCGACAUCCUUCGUCAGCCGGUGGAUCCCAUGCUGGCGUCGCAUCUCGAUGCUCUCACGCGACGAGAGAUUCCGUCGUUGCACAUCGAGUCGCGCAGUCUCCGAAACGGGCUCGACAUCAGCGAGGAGUCGAGCGAAGCUUGGGCCCAGGCCGUCUCGUUUGCUAGCCUCAAUAAGGCUGCACCAGAGCACAUCAGAAACGUCGCAAAAACCCUUGCCGUGCUUCAGAAGAUGGCAGACGACCGGCUGUGGCCCACCUUGCUUCGACCCACCACCUCAGCAGCCGGAGUGGCCGAGCUGGCCGACGAGAUCGUCGACCGCCAGCAGCAGCUUGCCAAGCUCACACCAGCCUUCUCCAAGGAGGACAACGAAAAGUCGAUAAAGAAUCUCACCGCACGCAAGCGCAAAGCGUGGUCCGACUUGCUGAAGGAGCUCCGCCGCAUCGGCCUCAGCUCGUUCGUCAAGACGGAUAUGGCUGCGAUGAACCAGAGCGUGAUGCACAUCUACACGCGGCCUGCACUUCUCGCGGCCUGCCCUGCUUCGCUGUCGGAGGAGCCGUUCUCGACACUGGAGAGGCUGUUCUUCCGCCUGCUCGCCGCGCUGCCCAAGGUGCGCGACUCGUUGCAGAGCCACAGUCCGGACCUGUCGACGUCGGAGCUGCAGCGCGGCAUCAACUACAUCGAGCACAUCACACAUCUCGUGCUUCAGGAGCGCGAUCGCAUGUUCGACGAGCUGCGGUCGUUGGCGACGCUCGAACAGCUCACAGGCCGAAUGCGAGAUCUGCACGCCGCAAAGCUGGGCGCAGCCACGAGGGCUUCCAGAGCGACGCCAUUCCGGGCGCUCGCCGACUUCCUCGCUCGUCUAGCAAACGCGCUGGACGAGAUCAAGACGCAAGCGCCCAAGUUCCUCGCUACUUCCGCGUUCCCAGCGGUGCUUGGCGAGACGCUCACCGGACGCCUGCCCGCGCUCGUUGUCGAACUCACCAAGGCAGCCUCGCAUCUCGAGAAGAUCGCCAAGACUGCUCUCGCUCAAGACAAAGACGGUCUCUUCUUCCUCACAGAGCAAGACUGCUCGGCCAUCGACGCAGCUCGCAAACUCGUCGGCGAUCUGGAGCGAGACCUGCACGACCAUGUGCAGAUCCUCCCUGCGCUGGAGUCGCUCCUGCACCCUGUAUGGAAGUGGACAGCCGACAGUCUUCCGCUGUUCGAGCGAUGUCUCGCCACUCUGGACGCGCCUUUGAAGGGCGCCGCGAUACCGGAGGAUCUGGUGCAGCAGGCAGGCACCGUCAUCUCGGCCGUCCUGCAGGUUGCGCAAGACGUCCGUCGAUCUGGCGCCUCGUCCUCUGCAUCCACUGCAGAGGCUUCGGCCGACAGUCUUUCCGACAAGAUCGUCACGACAGAGCUGCAGACACUCCAGACGCAGCAAGCGAUGCUGCGCACUUCGUCGGUGCUCGCCGAAGUCUCGAAGUUUCUCUUGCUUGCUCAGCAGCUGCCCCGCACACCUGACUCGGAGACACUUGUCCAGGUCCAGCUCACGACCGUCUACCCGUUCCUGCACGAAUACUCGGAGCUUCUCCGGGCGCACCUGCUUUCGUCGGCUCAUUUCUCUCGCAGCCUGCUCAAGCUCGACCACACACUGUGUCACCUGAUGACGGCGUUGGCGAGCAAAGGGUUCUGCAAGCCGCCCGAGGAGUCGACCGACGAUGCCGAAGGCGGCGAGGACGGAGAGCAGCUCGAGGGCGGUACCGGCUUGGCGGACGGGAGCGGCGCAAAGGACAUCACGGACCAGAUGGAGGACGAGGACGAGAUCGAGGAGCUCCAGAAGGACGAUCCGGCGGACGAAGGGGAGGAGGGAGACAAGACGGAGCGCGAGAAGAACGCCAAGGAGGCCGACCAGGUGGAUGGCGAGAUGGAGGACGUCAGUGCUGACGAGGGAGAUGGAAGCGAUCAGGAGGAAGGAGAGGACGGAGAGCAGCCGGAGGAUGCGGUAGGUGAUGUUGACCCGCUCGAUCCGAAUGCGGUGGAUGAGAAGGUGUGGGAUGGAAAUGACGAGGAUGAAGACGACAAAAAGGAUGCACCAGAGGACCAGACGAACAAGGACCUCGGUGCGAACGAUGCCGAUGGCAAAGACGCCGACUCUGUGCCGAAAGCGGAUGAUGCGGCGGCGGCCGAUGACAAGCAGCAAGAGCGCCCCUCUGACGGCGCCCGCGACGAGCAGCAACAGGCUGACAAGAAGCAAGAUCAGACCGACGCCGACGCGGAUCAACAAGAAGGCGCGGAGGACCAAGACACAUCCGAGCCCGAAGAGCGCGAAGGCGAAGAGGGCGAGGGUGCUGAAGAGGAGGAGAACGACGAAGCCGAGGUGCAGGGCGAGGGUGGCGGACGCCAGCUCGACCAGGAAGCCGAGCAAGGCGAGAACCUCGACCUCGACGAAGACCUCAACAUGGACGGUAGCGACGCCGACAGCAACGGCGACCGAGACGACGACGAAGACGGUCUGGACGAUCUCAGCGAUAUCGAGCAGAUGCCUGACGAUCGACGAGAAGACAAGGUCGACGACAAGGGGAUGGACGAUCUCAUGGACGACCAGCCCGACGCAUCCACCGAGGACAACAAACAGGCCGAAGAGACUGCCGAGGGUGAAGCAGCCGAGGAGGAGCCUGAGGACAACACCAAGGUGGACAAAGAUGAAGGCGAGGACGCAAUGGACGAGGAUGGCGAGGAAGACGGGCCCGAGGUGGACUCCAAGCAGGAUCGAACUGCGCAGGAAGAUUCCGCUGGAGGCCAACAAGACCAGCUCGAUCCUUUCGACAUCGACGCCGUCGAUCAAGGCGCCGAUCAAGGUGGUCAAGAUGAAUCAGCUACCCAACAGCAAUCCUCGCGCUCGCAACGAGGCCGCCGCGUCGAUGCCAGCAAAGACCAAUCGCAAGCCGAUCAAGGCCUGGACGUCGACGAUGCAGCCGACUCGGCACCGCAAGAGCAGGCAGACCAGCCACCCCCAGCAGGCCAACAAGGCGCCCGUGCGCCCCAGGCCGAGCGAGACGAAAUCGCCGGCGACGCCGACCAAGAAGGUGAGGCGGAAGCCGAUCCCAAUCCGCUUCGUCGAAUGGGUGAUGCGCUCGAGCAGUUCCGACGCAAGAUGCAGGAAAUCCAAAAGGCUCAGCAGGAAGAAGAGCAGGUUUCUGGUGAUAAGGCCGAACACGACGGUGAAGGUCUGCCGGAGGACACGGACGUCGAGCACGUCGCCAACGACGACGAUGCCGAGAUGCAAGCGCUGGGAGCUGCCCAGGAGCAAGACGAGGUCCGCAAGCUCGGAGACCUCGGCAUCGAAGACGAGGACGAGUCGCUCGGCGCCAAGCCCCGCGGGCAGGACGUCAACGAGCAAGAGGAGGCGGAGCAGCGAGAGCCUCAGCCUCUUCCCGAUCAGCCUGUCAAGGAGGAACAGAAGCAGACCGCCGAUGGCCUGCAGAAGGCGUUCAUGCCUUCGGACCUCAAAGCGUCUUCCUCUUUGACUGCGGAGCAGGAAGCGUUGCUCGACCGAGACGGCGAUGCCAACAUGGCUGACGAGCUCGAUGUCAAGAAGGAAGACUCCGACGAGGAGGCCAUGACUCCUCUACCGGAUGACGUCCGACGCGAGGCAGACGACGAAGUGCAAGCCGAACUCGAAGCGUUCCGCACCGCCUCCUCGGAAGAGCGUCUCGCGCGGGCAGGCGAUCUCUGGCGCUCGUACGCCUCCCUCACAGCCGACCUCGCCUUCUCCCUGUGCGAGCAGCUCCGUCUGAUCCUCGCCCCCACCCUCGCCACGCGCCUCAACGGCGACUUCCGCACAGGCAAACGGCUCAACAUGCGCAAGAUCGUGCCCUUCAUCGCGUCCGAUUUCGCCAAGGACAAGAUCUGGCUGCGACGCACCAAACCCUCUUCGCGCGAGUAUCAGGUCAUGCUCGCUAUCGACGAUAGUAGGAGUAUGGCCGAGUCGCGGAGUGCGCACCUGGCAUACCAGACGCUGGCGCUGGUGACGGGUGCGUUGAGUCGGCUGGAGGUGGGUGAUGUCUCGAUCUGCCGGUUCGGCGAGGAUGUUGAUAGUCUGCAUGACUUUGGGAGGGGGAGCUUUAGUGAUCAGAACGGCGCGCAUGUGAUCGAUCGGUUGGGGUUCACGCAGAGGAAGACGAAUGUGCUGCGGCUGGUGGAGAAGAGUUUGGAAGUGUUGGGCGAGGCGAGGGCGAGCCGGUCGUCGUCGAGCGCCAGCCAGGGAGGCGACCUUUGGCAGCUCGAGAUCAUCAUCUCGGACGGCAUCUGUCAGGAUCAUGCCAAGCUGAGAUCCUUGCUUCGACGCGCUGCGGAGCAGAGAGUCAUGCUCGUAUUUGUCGUCAUCGACUCGCUCUCGCCUCCUCCAGCGAGUGGGACGUCGACCCCCACACCGGGCACACAGCAACAGAGAAGCUCGAUCUUGGACAUGACCAACGCAUCCUACACCACUGACGCCAACGGUCGACUGCAGCUCAAGAUGGAGAGGUACAUGGACACGUUCCCCUUCGACUACUACGUAGUGGUGCGCGAGGUCGAGGCGCUCCCCGAGGUGCUGUCGGCGACGCUCAGGCAGUGGGUCGAGAAGAUUCGCGAGACGGAAUCGUGA